Messenger RNA from Trichomonas vaginalis G3, 1119 nucleotides. Its product is annotated as ATP binding. NCBI's taxonomy places the organism in Eukaryota, Parabasalia, Trichomonadida, Trichomonadidae. The record is from RefSeq and is a predicted model, not a curated record. Bases 1 to 1119 code for a protein of 372 amino acids. The transcript has a single exon.
AUGGGAAAAGCCACUCUUGUAUUCGAUUUUGGCAGUGACACAAUAAAGGCAGGUCUUUCUACAUCAGAAAAACCGGAUUUUAUUAUUCCUUCCGAUUUUCCUGAAGACAAUAUAAACUUUCCAAUAAAUAUGCCAUUGCCUGCGGAUAAAAAACUCAAAAAGGCAAUUGCAAACGGUGAAAUAGCUUGUAAAGAAAGAAUCGCAUUCAUUAUCGGCUCAGUUUUCGAUAAACUACUUGGCGAGAAUGAACCAGAUGAAUUACGUGUUGUUUUAACGGAAACACCAUUUUCAUCGUUAGAACACAUUAAAUACCUUUCAGACUUUUGCUUCGAUUUACUCGAAGCUCAGGCAAUUUCGAUUAAGCCACAAGCCUAUUUCACAGCUAUUUCAUAUGCUAUUAAUACAUGCAUAUGUCUUGAUAUUGGUCACGAUGUAAUGCAAUGCAUCCCAUUAGUCGAUGACUACGUUAUUCCUCAAGCAAUUAAAAGAUCAUAUCUUGCUGGCCAUUCAUUAGAUUUAUUUACAGCGCGUCUCACUCUUGAUAUGGACCAAAUUAGUACCGGUGAAGAUCUUAAAAAAGUCAGGGAAAUGAAGGAAACAAACGCAGAAGUUCCAUUACCAAAUCUCCGAAGCAAAAUGGCAUCAAUUGAAGAUAAUGAGGAUCUCAUGUUUAAUUUAACAUGCGGCGAAACUUUGUUCCGACCAGCUCUUAAUGAACAAUCCGCUUCUGAUCCAGAUAAUCCAACGGCCGAUCCAGAAAUAUCCCAGUUUAUUGAAUCUCUUAGCGCCGCGGAAAUUAUUGCCAAGUCCAUUGAAGCUUCUGAUCUUCCAGCAAGAGGAGAAUUAUGGAAGAAUAUUAUUUUGACUGGAGGAACUUCAAAGCUCAAAGGACUCAAAGAAAGAUUAUUAAAUGAACUUACUGAGCUUAACCCAUUAAACGCUAAGCCAAGAAUGUACUUCCCAGAAGAUCCAAUUACUUCUUGCUGGAAAGGUGAAGCUUUGAGUGCAAAAUUUGAUGCAGAGGAGAACUGGUUAUUCGCUGAACAAUACAAAGCUGAUCCAAAGGCAGUUUUCGAGAAAUUCAGAUUAUUUGGAACUUCUUUCGCUCCUCCAAAAUAA